Boleophthalmus pectinirostris (great blue-spotted mudskipper) is the source of this 2128-nucleotide messenger RNA. It is a transcript of the gene mturn, whose product is annotated as maturin, neural progenitor differentiation regulator homolog (Xenopus). Gene Ontology annotation, biological process: positive regulation of megakaryocyte differentiation; regulation of signaling. The coding region runs from base 291 to 800 and encodes 169 amino acids. Gene Ontology annotation, cellular component: cytoplasm. NCBI's taxonomy places the organism in Eukaryota, Metazoa, Chordata, Actinopteri, Gobiiformes, Gobiidae. The record is from RefSeq and is a predicted model, not a curated record. The transcript has 4 exons.
CCGGCACCGCACUUCGUCAUCGCGUCGCUCAGCUCCACGCUGCGUCCUUUCGCGCGUGCAUGUUGGGAGCGACGGACGGGCUGAUUUCAUAACGCGGCCAGAACCAGAGGGAUGGGGCAGUAAUAGCGAACGCCGGACCUAUUUAACAUUUCUGGCUAUAAAACGUGCGUCCCAGACAAUGUCUUCAAGUUGUUGCUGAUGCUGCGGUCUACACGCCUUUUAUUUGUGUCUCGAGCAUCUUAGCCGUGACGUCAAGCCCAGCGGGAGCCAGGCGCAGCGCGGAGCGGAGCAUGGACUUCAAGCAUCUGGUGGAGGCGGCGGAGAAGUGGUGCACUGGCAACCCUUUCGACCUGAUCUUCGCUGAGGAGGACGACGAAAGGCGGCUGGACUUCUAUGCGGAACCUGGCGUCUCCUUCUACGUGCUGUGUCCGGGAGGCACCGACACAUUCUGCGGUGAAGUCUGUGCUGUAGGCUAUCUACCAUCACAUCCCAAUGUACAGUCCCUGAACCACAACGUCAAACCAUCCGGGUUACAAGAGGACGCACGCCUUCACCAUAAAGGAAAACAGCAUGUGUGGAGUGAGAGCGAGGACUGUCUGCCCUUCCUGCAGAUGGCGCAGGACUACAUCUCAUCCUGUGGGAAGAAGACCCUGCCUGAGGUGCUGGAGAAGGUCUUCAUGUCAUUUAGGCCUCUCUUAGGUCUCCCAGACAUAGAUGACGACAGUUUUGAGCACUACCAUGCUGACAUGGAGGGUGAACCAGGGCCCGACCACCAGCAGAUGGGAGUCAGUCAGCAGUGAGGGGGUUCCAAAUGGAGGGCGCGCUCUAGAAAGCUGCUCAUCGGCCCAAUUCUUACCAUUCAACAAUCUUACACAGACACACACACUUAAAUAUAUCUCCCUUGAAUGUUCUGUGCUGCUUUGCUUCCUCUGAUGGGCGCACUUUGUUGCUCUGUGUUGACCCCUUUUUAGACAAACACACACAUAGGUGGGCUACGUGAGCGGCAACCAUGUACAAUGCAACUUUAUCAUAAUCAUUCACCUUCUGGGUAGUUAAAGUUAAACGGCAGAGCAAUAUUACAUCAGCUGGCUUUGUUAUGAAGAACGGCAGUCAGAUGGUUACAGCAAUACGCACUUUCCUGUGUGGAUUUUGAGAUCAGUGUGGGAGAUAGCCUAGUUUCUGUGGUUGUCUGUUGACUCAGAGGCUACAUUGAGGGAAGAUGGGUGAAAAGGUGACGGUUGGAGGCUUCAACUGCAGUAACACCCAAGCUAGAUGAUAACAUUUUCUGUUUAGGGAACAAGCAAAAGGGGGGUUUUGUUGUGAUGUAAUCCCAGGUGGUUGUUGGCAACUGGUCUGCCCCAGUUAUAACACAUAUGCUCCUAUUGUGUGCAGCUCAACAGUAGAAUGGGUCAUUUCUAGAGUAUAGUGUGCCUCUUAAUGUUUCAAAUUAAAUUAAAUUAUCUUGAUAAGAGGAUGUUUUAGGCAGUGACUAUUAUAUGACAACAAGAAGGCCCACGCUGCAGCAGCUGAAGUGCUUCCCAGUUUGGGUGUCUCAUUCUGUCACAUGACACCUCGGCGCUAUUGUACUGUAGUCUUCCUGGUUGGUGGUUCACUCUUUGCCCUAUUUUUUUCUUUAAAGCUCUGUUUGGCUGGAUUCCCUGAAAUUGGCCCAACUAAAAUCCAACCUUGUGUUGUCAACGCUCUCCAAUACUAAAACACGGGCUGUUUGGUAGACCUUUAUAGUGUCCUGAAAAACAUGUCAUGAGCCCUCUCUAUUGUCACAAUGCAUUAUUGUAAAUCACUUAUGCACUGCAAAGCUUGGAUUCCUUUUUAAACACUCCGCCCUAAACGUUUAAGACUGUUUUUAGCACUUUUGUUUGGCCUGUUGCCCCCGCUUGUAAAUGUUUUGUCUUUAUAAUCUUAUUUAUUAAGUGUUCCUACUGCAGUGAAUCUUUUGUUUGUCAUUAUAGACGUGUGCGUGUGAGGUUGUUCAAUAAACGUGUCAUACGAAUGUUUCAAAGUCAUCUUGUUGUGCAUCUUUGUAAACUAAAGUUGAUGAAACCCGCCGAGCAAAACAUGGACGGCUUCUCGUGUAUCACCCCGUGCACUUAAAACACUAGCGCGCACA